Molecule: messenger RNA, 2227 nt
Organism: Oryzias melastigma (Indian medaka)
Lineage: Eukaryota; Metazoa; Chordata; Actinopteri; Beloniformes; Adrianichthyidae
Product: C2 calcium-dependent domain-containing protein 4C
Exons: 2
Coding region: 550-1797 (415 amino acids)
Source: RefSeq, a predicted model, not a curated record
CGCAGAAAGAUGUAAAAGAGGAGGAACAAAGAAGGAGAGAACGAACUCAACCGAAAACUCCCACAUGAAGGAAGCAGGUGAUUCUCCAAACCAAAUCACUUCAGUUCAUUUUGUGGCGCAGAAGAGCAAAGCAAACUCUUUAACUUCUGUCUGGUUUUACGCAUUUACAUUGUGCCAAGAAAACUUUAUUUUUAAAAGAAAGCAUCCUCUGAAAGCGCGAGGAGAGCACUUUUACGCAGCGGCUGAAACUCCGUUUGAACCGUCGCAGCUUGCGCCGCUGCUGCCGCAUUUGGAGCGGCGGCUCCUGCAGUCAAACGGGAAUGGCAGAGGUGGAUCUUAUUGGUCAGCUCGCAGCUGUGCGCCGUCGAUAAAACGCGCGGCUGGACGCUCCGGAGCGGAGAGCGUCUGGAGCGCAGAGCAGCGGCGCCGCGGAGCGCACGGACACAUCUGAGGAGGAGCAGCGGGAGGAGGAGGAGGUGCUGCUGGAGGAGCAGAUGCAAAGAGAAGACCUCCUUCUUUCCACCUGUACGCACCGAACCGAGCCGAACCAUGUGGGUUCUGGAUAAGAUCCGCGGGUCAGUGGAGACCGGGGUGCUGCGUCAGGGGGAAGCAGGAGACAAAAAGGGCGCAGCUCCAUCCUACAGCAACGUCCUGACUCCUGACAAGAUCCCGGACUUCUUCAUUCCCCCAAAGCUGGUCAGCUGCCCCCCCGAGCCCGAGAAACCCAAAGAGGGGCUGCAGCCGUCCACGUCGGAGCAAACCCUAACGGGUGGAAGGAAGGUCAGCAGCCCCAGGAGCCCCCGCUUGGUGGCCAAGAUCGCAGGAGACACAAAGAACUUGUUGAGGGCAGCGAACCGCCACAUCAUCCAGAUCGAGAGCGCGGAUGAUGUUGUGGCUGGAGACACCAACGCGGACCCGCAGUCCCAGACCGCCAUGUCUCUGCCUUACGUCCCCAAGACCCAGACCUCGUACGGGUUCGCCACCCUGAAGGAGAGCCCCCACACCCGGCGUAAAGAGUCGCUGUUCCACUGCGAGCUCACCAGCCCCAUCACCUCUCCAAACGCGCAGAGGAGGACCGCGGGGAAAAGCGGGGACGCGGGGAACCACCUGAACCCCGCAGACCUCAACACCUCCCACAUGAACCCCUACAGGUACUUCAGUGGGGGGGAGAGUGACACCUGCUCCUCUGCAGAGUCCUCCCCCUUCAGCUCCCCGCUGCUCUCGCGCUCUGCGUCCCUCCUCAAGAUCUUUACGCACGAGACGCAGGCCAAAGUGGUGAAAGCCAAGCGGACCCUGGCGCGCCACAGCUCCCUGUCCACCGACGAGUGCAGCUCCGCGGAGCCCAGCCCCAACAUCCAGCGGCGGCUGCACGUGCCGUCCCUCCACGGGGGGGCGGCGGCGCCCGACCACGGCCUGCAGCGGGAGCACACCAUCAACCUGCACAAGGGAGGCACGCUGAGGAUCAGCGCCAACUACGACUCCGGCACCUCCCGCCUGCUCAUCCGCGCGCUGGCGGCCGAGAGCCUGUACGACAAGCACGUGGACAUCAAGAGCAUCAACUGCUGCGUGUCCGUGUACCUGAACCCCGGGAAGCUGCAGAAGCAGAGGAGCAACAUCAUCAAGAACAGCCGCAACCCCGUCUUCAACGAGGACUUCUUCUUCGACUCCAUCAGCUCCCUCCAGGUGAAGAACCUGUCCGUCAAGUUCAAGGUGGUCAACAAAGGCACCAGCCUCAAGAGGGACACGCUGCUGGGGGAGAGGGAGGUGCCUCUGACGAAGCUGCUGUCGGGGCUCUGAGGAGGAGAUGGAGGAGCUGGAGGAGAUGGAGGAGGAGGUCCAACAAGAGUUUCUAAGAAUUCCCAAACAGAGGACGGAUUUCAGAAAAACGCCCCUCAUCCUCAUCAGAAGCCUCGUGCAUGGUGGAGGUCUCAUCCUGGUCAGGGCUCCCCUGACCCCCUUCAUCCAACUAUUACACCGAACAUUCCCGAACCAGGCCCGGUUCAAAGGUUCGGCCCACCUGCGCUCAGCCCAUCCGGCCUGCGCCCACAGCUGGAUUUGGUUAUUCAAAGUGCCGCAGGAGCGCAUGCCCGUGGAUCAGCUGCACCUUCGCGUGCGCGCGCGCGCUCUGAAGAGGCCCUGAUGUGCAAAUGAGCCUUUGAUGUGCGCGAAAUUAUGCACAUCAAAAAUAGAAACACGUUAUGAUUAACUAAAGCAGCGUGACUGCCAA